GACUUGGUGCGAGGAAGAAAGAAAGCUCAGAGCAAGCAGGUCCAUGCGAUGGGCUGCUCCGGAGGCGGCCAGACAGGAGCACCGUAUGCCAUGUGUCACAUGAAGCUUGGGAGCAGCUGAACCGAAAUCAGUGUGCGAGGAAGAGGAGUGUCACACACACGCACAGGAGCAGAAAGGGAGUGGGGCAUCCCCGGAUCCCACUAAAUGAAAUAGUCUGCCUGUUGAGAAGCAGCAUUAGGAUUCAUUUCGGCUCCGUCGGAAGAAGCAGAAACCGGCGGCAUCGCAGACGGCUGGCGGGAGGGGGUGUGGGGGGUGCUAUCUUUGGACGUAGGGGUUGAUUCCUAUGGAAACGCUACUAAUACAAAAUUAAUAACUGUAAGCCGAAGAUGAGGACCUACAACAGCAGAAGAUGCGUUGGGAAAACGUUGGUUUAGAGAAGACAGGCACCUGCAUCGUGCGGACUCGCUUAAUUAAUUAAUUGGGUUACUUCGUGAAUUUCUCCACCAUCGCAAAGGUUGGGGGGGGGGGGCGUGUAGUCAAGGAGGGGGGGUGAUUAAUGCACGCUUCUGUGCAGAACCGCUUUUUUAUUUUAUUUUAUUUAUAUUCCGCCAGCUGUCACCCGGUGUAAAAAUGUGGUGAUUUAGCUGUCGGCUGGUGUGCAGAGGAACAAGAAGCGUCUUCGGGGUAGGAGGCGAGAAAACGGACGGAGGAGGGGAGCAGCGAUGUCUCCAAGCCUCGGAGAUGCGAUGGAGAGGAUGCUGCGGGAGUGACUGUCUGAAGCGCAUUCGGCGGGCGAAGGCGAAUAAUCACACCCGUACAUAAAGCGGCUCUAUCUGACGCCGACGCUGGCUGUGUAGGCUGUCUGUCCGCAGGGGGAGGGGGCAUGGUGCCUGGGCCAGCGCGAUCACGGGGGGGCCGUGCAGGAGGAUGGAACCUUUCGGAAUGCCUCCGCUGGAUCUGCCCUGUCCUGCUCUCUUUCUGAGACCUCUGUGAUGCCCAGGGCAUGCUUGGCGUGGAGGUCCAACUGAAGGAGAAAACAUCAGGCCCGUCCCUCCUCUUCUUCACACUUCCCAGGUGCAUCUAUCCAGUUCCUCCUCUCUUCUGUCAUUCUUAAUUUUCAAAAGCCCGCCGCCUUUUUUCCCGUUACAUUUGCCUUGUCGUUCUUUUUGAGUCGUGCUUAUCUGAGCGUGCCGGCGGGACAUGCACGCGUUCCCGGUGCUGGGGCGCACGCGGGGCACGGCUGUAGCGGUGUCAUGGCCGUGCCGAACGUCAAGCACCUGUUUGCUCUGGCUGCUGGGACUGGCGCUCCGACUGGCGCUCACUUCAGGCCAAAAGGCAGACAGCGGCGGCGCGAAACACCCGAUCAUCACCACCAAUUACGGCAAGCUGCGCGGCAUACGCAAGGAGCUGCACAGCGAGGUUCUGGGCCCUGUGGAACAGUACCUGGGCGUGCCGUACGCCACCCCUCCCACCGGGGGGCGUCGCUUCCAACCUCCCGAGGCACCGGGCUCCUGGCAGGAUAUUCGCAACGCCACGCACUUUGCCCCGGUGUGCCCACAGAACAUCCAAGGCGUGCUGCCCGAGAUAAUGCUGCCAAUCUGGUUCACUGACAACCUGGACGUGGUGGCCGGAUACAUCCAGAACCAGAGCGAGGACUGUCUCUACCUGAACAUCUACGUGCCCACAGAGGACGGACCUCUCACAAAAAAACACGAUGAGUCUUCAAUGAACAGGCCCAGAGAUGAAGACAUCCGCGACCGCAGGAAAAAGCCCGUCAUGCUGUUCAUCCACGGUGGCUCCUACAUGGAAGGCACGGGGAACAUGUUUGACGCCAGCGUCUUGGCUGCGUUCGGCAACGUUAUCCUGGUUACAAUGAACUAUCGGCUGGGCGUGCUCGGCUUCCUAAGCACGGGAGAUCAGGCAGCCAAGGGCAACUACGGGCUCCUCGAUCAGAUCCAGGCUUUGCGCUGGCUCAACGAAAACAUCAAGCACUUUGGUGGAGACCCUGAGAGGAUUACAAUCUUUGGCUCUGGGGCUGGGGCUUCCUCUGUCAACCUACUGGUCCUGUCCCAUCACUCUGAAGGUCUUUUCCAGAGGGCGAUAGCCCAGAGCGGCUCAGCGAUCUCCAGCUGGUCAGUGAAUUACCAGCCACUGAAGUAUGCCCGAAUCCUGGCGCAUAAGGUGGGCUGCGGCGGGCUGAGUCAGGACACGGCCGACAUGGUGGAAUGUCUGCGGAAGAAGAGCAUCCGGGAACUGGUGGACCAGGACAUCCAGCCAGCCCGCUACCACAUCGCCUUUGGGCCCGUCGUGGAUGGCGACGUAGUGCCGGAUGAUCCGGAGAUACUGAUGCAGCAGGGGGAGUUUCUCAACUAUGACAUCCUGAUUGGCGUGAACCAGGGCGAGGGACUCAAGUUUGUAGAUGACACCGAAGGCGAGGAUGGAAUCUCGGCAGCGACGUUCGAUUACACCAUCUCCAAUUUUGUGGACAACCUCUACGGCUACCCCGUCGGUAAAAGGGCACACGCCCUGUGCUGUAUAGGUAAGGACAUCCUGAGGGAAACCAUCAAGUUCAUGUACACGGACUGGGCAGACCGCGACAACGGCGAGAUGCGCCGCAAGACCCUGCUGGCCCUGUUCACCGACCACCAGUGGGUGGCGCCGGCGGUGGCCACAGCCAAGCUGUACGCCGACUUCCAGUCACCUGUCUACUUCUACACCUUCUACCAUCACUGCCAGACGGAAUCGAGGCCCGAGUGGGCUGACGCGGCCCACGGGGAUGAGAUCCCCUAUGUGUUUGGUAUCCCCAUGGUGGGUGCCACUGACCUUUUCCCCUGCAACUUCUCCAAGAACGACGUCAUGCUGAGUGCCGUAGUCAUGACAUACUGGACCAACUUCGCCAAGACGGGAGACCCCAACCUGCCAGUACCACAGGACACCAAGUUCAUCCACACCAAGCCCAACCGCUUCGAGGAGGUCAUCUGGACCAAGUUUAACUCCAAGGACAAGCAGUACUUGCACAUUGGACUGAAGCCCCGGGUUCGGGACAACUACCGCGCCAACAAGGUGGCCUUCUGGUUAGAGCUGGUGCCCCACCUACACAGCCUUCACGAGGAGAUCUUUGGCUCGACCAGCACCACUACCCACCAGUCCCCCUUGGAGUUUCCCCGGACCACACCUACGGUGCCCAUGGACCCCGAACCCGAGGGCUCGGAGCGGCCACCAAUAACACUGUUCCCUGUAGACACGCGAGACUAUUCCACAGAACUGAGCGUGACCGUUGCUGUGGGGGCCUCGCUCCUCUUCCUCAACGUGUUGGCUUUUGCAGCUCUCUACUACAAGCGGGACCGGAGGCAUGAGCUGCUGUCGCGACGGGCGGGUGGGGUGGGUGGAGUCGGGGGGCGUCGGCCAUCGCCCCAGCGCGGGCCAGCUAACGACCUGGCUCACGGGCGCGAGGAAGAGCUCAUGUCCACUCUGCAGAUGAAGCAGCAGCAGCAGGUGGAAAUAGACGCGCAGCUGGGCCGCGAACCAUUGAGGCCAGCUGGUCCACCGGACUACACCCGGGCAUUGCGGCGGGCCCCAGACGACGUACCCCUCAUGGCCCCAAACACCAUCACGAUGACUCCCAGCACCAUCACUAUGACACCCAGCACCAUCGCGGUCAUGCAACCACUGCAUGCUUUUAGUACCUUCCCUGGGCCCGUAGGGCACAACAAUGCCCUGCCUCAUCCCCAUUCAACUACCCGCGUGUAGGUCCUAUGCUGCCACCUGCUGGAGCUCUGUGGAACUAUGCCAGGGUGCCCAUAUUUUUUUUCUCUCUCUCUCUAUUCUUUAAAACUUUUGGGAGUGCUCCCUUUUCUCCCUCUGACAAUAUAUUCCCUUUCCCUACCUGUCUGGAUGGCAGCCUGUAGAGGGCUGUGUCACUGGUACUGUAAGAAAACAGAUGCCACGAUGAGCUAAUAGGAGACCUUCACCUGGACUUCAACAUCUCUUGCCUUCAUUCAUACAUUUCAGUAUCCAUCUGCUUCUGUAUCUGUCUUUUUUCACCCCGUUUAAAUGUUAUCUGUGUUCCCCAAUCUGUCGCUUACCUCAUCAACAUCAUAGACCAUGUUUUUACAAUAAAUACUAGGCAGGAGGUGAUGUGUUCUUAUUUUGAACUUAAACCUUGGUCACUGGUUUGAAGCUCACAUCCUUCUUUGGACUAAAAGCACACAGGAAUGAUUAAAAAAAGCGCAUUUUUACUGUUGUAUGAAACAAAGGCUCUCUCUCCCAUCUUUUUGUUCAGAAUUUAUUUCUAAUGGAUAUUAAUCGAGAAAAAAACAUCAUUUUCCCCCUAACUGAUUCUAAGAUGCAGAUUAAAUGGCAGUAGGAAAAAUAAUCGCGUCUUAAAAUAUGUCUUUUUUAUUUAUGGAAAAGAAAAUGUAUCUUAGCUGAACCUGCAGCAUUUCAUCAAAAUAUUCUAAGACCUUUUCCCUGUGUAGAUACUUCAACAGCAACAAUGCAAAAAUGCUAGAUCCUAAAAGCUAUUCAGAAUAUGAAGUUGAUAAAUCAUGUUACUCUUUCUGUGAUUCUUCACUGCUUAUUACUUUAGUUGCAGUAUGUUUCUGAUUUAAUGCCAACCUGGCAACUUGGUCUUGUUAUGUAUGUCUGGCAUCACACUUUUUUCUUAAGCGCAGAAAUUUUAGAAAUAACUCAGCUUUCUGCAGGUAUAUUCUGAAGGUCGUGUACAAAACAGUACAUGGCUAUAAAGAAAUUAUAUUCAGCAUUUACAGGGAAGGUAUGAGUAUUGUAGAAUUUGUAGUCGGCAUGCCAGCAGUUUGAGUAUUGCAGGAUGAGUAGCCCAUGCAUUAUGGCAUUUUGAAUAUGCCAACUUAUCUGAGGUCUGAGUACUUCAUAAUGAGUUGUCAGUCUUAUUAUAGGACAAGAAGCUGCCAUUUUGAAUAUCUGGAUUUUGAAAAAUGAGGUACUCUUUGAGUAUUACUAAACAAGUGUUCACUGUAUUAUACUGUUUAAGUAUAAAAGGACUAGCAGUCACUGUGUUGGAGGUGUAACUACUGCUGCCUGAAUAAGUACUCAAGGUCUCCUCUGUCCCUGUGUUGCACGGGGAUGCUAAGUGUGAUACCGCGAUACACCACUGUGGUGUGUGGGAUUCCACACAGUAUUAUAAAUUUAUAAGUUUCUGUAUUAUUUUCUUUUAAAUGUUUAUUUUAAAUCUUCCAGUGGUUGACAGAUUUGGUGUGUCCAGGGGUAGUGCAGAGAUUAAGUGAGGGGUUUGUAUUGUGCUUUUCCGGCUAUUGAUGAUGCACUUUCUGGGCUACGUAGGAGCGAAGUGGGGGCACCGUGGAGCUGCCGCGGCACAGCCCCGGCCGCUCAGCAGCAUGGCUCAUACUGGCGGCGAGCGGGGGCGUCACACUGAGCUCUCAAAUUAAACCCGAAGAUGAAUCUUCCUGAAGCGGCGUUAACAAAUGGGCUUCUUCAUCUACGUCUAAUCGUUUCCACAGUCAGACGCCGUAACAGCCUGAUCCGUCAACAAGUUUGGAAUUGGAAAGAAUGUUACGUGCCGGAAAAGCCAGAAACAGGAACAAAAGACCAACAUUUUUUUUUUUGCACCUUUUUAUUGCGCAUCACACUCGAUUAUGAAGAACAUACAAGAAACGCUGUCAACCGUCGUUACGGAAUACGACGGAGCGAACAGGAUGAGAGGACAAAGACAACAGAUCGUUCAGCAUACAUUUUUAUAGUCUGGGAAAACAGGCGUUUGAUUUGUAAAUAUGAAGUUUCUUGUUUAGUUCUUGAGCAAAUCGCUGGAACACUUAGCGCGUGGAGUCCAGCGGUGGCGUCUGUCGUCGUCCCGUUCCGUUUCAUCUCGGGGAGUAGAACUGCUCAAGGGGUCUGAAGUUUAAAGCUGUUACGCUGUUUUGUUCAUCUGUGGUGUGUGCAUGCUUUUAAUAUGUUUGGAGUAUUUAUCAAGUUUCGACAUUGUUAACACCAAAACAGGUCUUCACACCAAGGGGGUUUAAUCAAAUAUUUAGUUUUGAAUGAAAGAGGGAACGAGCAACCAGGCAGCCAGUCACAGACAAUGAAGGAAGAGGAAGAUAUUAUCAGAGAACACUUUGCUGUAUUACUAUUAACUGUAAAUAUAGUAAAAAAAAAUGUAUGCUGACAUCCAUAAAAAUACACUGCAUACUUAACAAAAUAUUUAAAUUAUUGCCAUUUUUAUAAUUGUAAUAAAAAUAAGCUAAAUUGUCAAUGUACAUUAAAGUAUAUAUAAUUUAAACAUAUUUGACUGUGUAUACGUAUUAUUACUGACAAUAAUUUAUAUAUUUUCUGGUGUAUGCACUAUACUAUGUACAAACUGAAAAUAUAUUUUUCAUAUUUUGAAUUUUAUAUCUUAGGAAGCAUUUGUACUUAGUUGGGAAAUGGUGAUGUAGUGUCAUUUCAUCGGAUCAGUGUUCCUGGAUUGUACCGUUGUCCAGGUUGUAGCGGGGUUGUUUCGAGAAAACUGGUCAUUCGCUCAGAUUGUGUUUUGUGCCACCAGUAUCAUUGACUGAGCGCAUCAUUGUCUCAGACAGUGGUCAUGCUGAUCUUAUUGGGUGGCAAAGUGUCCAAUCUGGGCCCAUAUGUGGAGGAAACUCCAGCAGAACUCCCCCUAGUGGCCGUGAAGAUGAACACUGUGUGUGGGAGUGUGUGUGUGUCUGUGUGUCUAUGAGUUGUCAACAUCUCCCAUCUUGUAGAAAAGCUUAUGGUCUUCACUGAGUUGUAAAAAGAAGAGACAAGUACUGUAAUCAUAACUGAUUUAUAUUAAACAAACAUAUUUAGAAAAUAAUACGUUUUCUUAACAUUUGUGGUCACAUAUAUAUAUAUAUAUAUUUAUUUUUCAAUCCAUCGCUAAAAACACACAGAGGUAACUUUGUGUUUUGCAUUUCCCCAGUUCCCUAGCUUUCCUUGCCAUAUUAUGUUUCCAAGAGUCUGAAAAAUCCCACUGUAUAUCGUAAUCUGAUUUGCAGAUAUACUGUACAGUGUGAAGGGAGACAGACUGCAUUCUCACGAAGGUUAAAAACAUUUGAAGCAAAUACCUGGAAGAGAGAAAUAUACAGUGAAAGUGGACAAGGAUGUAGUGUUAAAGAGCAGCUGUGACACACAGUCACCAACUCGGUACAUAACAGCUGUUCUACAUGCAAUUACAAAAACAAUUACAGUUAACGUAAAAAGUUAAGAUUGGGCUGCCAAAGAAUACAGUAUUACACAUACUGAGAUAAUGCUAUUUUCUUUCAGUUUACUCAAAAGAUCCAGAACUUGAGUCAAAGAAACAUGUCAAUAAUGGGUUAAAAGACUAAAUACUGAAAUGUAAUGUAAAAAUUGAAUUACGGUGAUAUUUCUUUAUUACACACUGUAUGCUGUGUAAACAAUUCGGGGAACAUUAAAGGACGU
Brienomyrus brachyistius is the source of this 7428-nucleotide messenger RNA. Its product is annotated as neuroligin-2-like. Gene Ontology annotation, cellular component: postsynaptic specialization membrane; synapse; cell surface. Lineage: Eukaryota; Metazoa; Chordata; Actinopteri; Osteoglossiformes; Mormyridae. Gene Ontology annotation, molecular function: signaling receptor activity; neurexin family protein binding. The record is from RefSeq and is a predicted model, not a curated record. The transcript has 10 exons. Bases 1201 to 3750 code for a protein of 849 amino acids. Gene Ontology annotation, biological process: neuron cell-cell adhesion; postsynaptic membrane assembly; chemical synaptic transmission.